AUUAUACGUUCACACCAAAGACUUCAAAAAUAAGCUAGGUGCUGGUGGUAGUCUGACUAACCAAUCAGACUAAUUUACAGAUAGGGAAAUGCAGCCAAGAUAAAGUAGGAGAUAGAGGACUAAGAAGAUCAUUUUACUUAAUUUUUAUUUUUUUACCAAGUUGGGUAUGUGGUUCUAUGAUAACUUGCUUUGAAUCACAGAGGCCAAAAGCAUCUACAGUAGGCAGUGAGUGAGGAGAGUCAGUGAGUCCAGUUUCUUACAUAGCCACGGUGAUUUUAUGGUACACAGGGGCUUGAUUCAAAAGCACGACUAGCACAGAGGGAGUUGAAGUAGUUAGUUUCAGUUUAUUGUAAAAACACAAUGAGUAACCAGGAGUGUGGAGGUAAUCGCUGUGAGCCGGUGGACUGGGUGAAGACAAGGCAAGAGACUGGUGAGAGCAGGCAGGCGGAGCGAGGACAGCGGGCUGAGGUGGAGCAGCGGAAGAUCUGGGGUGAGGUCUUUCUGGAAAGCCGGCACCUGCUUCAAAAUGACCCUGCAACCAUUAACUCCAGUGAACUGUGCAGGCCUUCUACAGCCCGGCUGCUCUCUGUUGCAUCUGGAUGGUGAAGUUCUCCUGUUUGGCCAGAAAGGUUGGCCCAGGCGCUCGUGUCCAACAGGGGUGUUUGGGGUUCGGUUUAAACGUGGUGAGAUGAAGUUGAGGCCCAUCUCCUUCUCCAAUGAUUCAUGCUACCUUCCUCCAUUACGUUGUCCAGCAGUUUGCCGCCUCGACCCCUAUGAUGGCCUUCCAGAGAGUUAUCUCAUCCAUGGUGGCCGCACUCCAAAUAAUGAGAUCUCAUCGAGCCUGUACCUGCUGACCAUGGAUAGCCGUGGCUGCAAUCGUAAACUGACCUUGUGCUGCAAAGAGAAAGAACUGGUGGGAGAAGUGCCGGGGGCCAGAUACGGCCACACAAUGAGCGUGGUUCAAAGCCGUGGGAAGACAGCUUGUGUAUUGUUUGGGGGUAGAUCCUACAUGCCUGCAGGAGAGCGGACCACAGAGAGCUGGAACAGUGUUGUCGACUGUCCUCCUCAGGUGUUCUUGUUUGACUUGGAGUUUGGUUGCUCCUCUGCUCACACUUUACCUGAGCUCAGCGAUGGACAGUCUUUCCAUUUGGCCAUUGCCAGAGAAGACUGUGUCUACUUCCUCGGGGGUCACUUGCUCACCUCUGACUCCCGACCCCCUCGACUCCUUCGCCUGCGUGUUGAGCUUCUGCAGGGCAGCCCCUUGCUUUCCUGUGAGACUCUAGACACUGGGAUAUCCAUCUCUAGUGCCAUAAUCACCCGUACAGGUCCCACUCACAGAUAUGUCAUCUUAGGUGGGUAUCAGGCAGACUCUCAGAAGAGGAUGGAGUGCAGUACUGUGAUUCUGGAUGAGAAAGGGAUCUACUUUGAGCCCUUGGAACCACCUAAGUGGACCCCAGAUAUCAUCCAUAGUCGCACUUGGUUUGGCGGCAGUGGCGGGGAGGGAAGCGUCCUACUUGGUGUACCUACUGAGGGAAGGACAUCCCAACCAGAUAUGCAUUACUUUUAUCAGGUGAGCUUCCAGACAGAGGGAGAUGGCCAAGAGGAAGAAGGAACCCAGGGCUGCAGCCAGGAGUCAACAGAUUACGAUGACUCCACUCCUCUUGAAGACUCUGAGGAGCUCUACUUCGGUCGUGAGCCACAUGAGCUAGAGGACAGUAGUGAUGGAGAAGGGGAUACUUACAAUGAGGAGGAUGAGGAGGACGAAUCACAAACAGGCUAUUGGAUCAAAUGUAGCCUGGGCUGUCUUGUGGACCCCAAUACGUGGGAGCCAUACUACUCCACUGAGCUCCACCGGCCAGCCAUGAUCUUCUGCUCCAGAGGGGAGGGGGGGCACUGGGUCCAUGCCCAGUGCAUGGAGCUGUCUGAGACCUUGCUGCUCAGGCUCUCUCAGGGCAGAAAAAAGUACUUCUGCCUGGAUCACGGAGGCCUGCCCUACCAGGAGAUGACCCCACCUCGACAGGUCAUGCCUCUGAAGCGUACCCCCAUGAAAGUAAAGGACAGGAAAACUCCUCCGACAAUCAAGAUGUCCCCUGCCAAAAAAAGCUUUUUCAGAAGGCUUUUUGACUGAAUCCAGUUUUAAUUAUGACACGUGGAGAUGGUCACUGUUAAAUGCAAUGUAUAUGGAGGAUAUGUCUUGUUUAUAUUCCAUGAAUAUAUGAUUGAUGAAAGAUACAUAACAUGCUGAUCUGUACUCAGUGUGGAACAUACUGUGAAGACAAUAAACAAUAAAACUGCAGCCUGACAUUUCAUGUCUAACAGCUGUAUAUUUCCAUUAGAAUUUCACAUUGUUUGACAAAAAAAUAAGUUUUAUAUUAAUAAGUCAAUAUUUUAGCAAGUCUGUCUACAGUGUUUCUAGAUUGUGUUUUUAUCAGCUGUAUAACAGCUAAUUGUAAUUUUGUAUUCCAUUAAGUACCACAGGUUUUAUUUCCUAACAUUUUAUUCCAUGGUCAUAUGGAGCGGAAUUCUUUUUACAAUUCUUUCUCCAAUUAAAAUGAUGAUUAUUGAAAAAUACCUGAUAUGCUUAUCUGUACUCAAUGAAAUCAACAAUAAACAGCCUCAA
This is a messenger RNA of Siniperca chuatsi (mandarin fish), 2620 nucleotides long. RefSeq names its product recombination activating gene 2 (gene rag2). Gene Ontology annotation, cellular component: DNA recombinase complex; nucleus. Gene Ontology annotation, biological process: V(D)J recombination. Gene Ontology annotation, molecular function: protein binding; sequence-specific DNA binding. The record is from RefSeq and is a predicted model, not a curated record. NCBI's taxonomy places the organism in Eukaryota, Metazoa, Chordata, Actinopteri, Centrarchiformes, Sinipercidae. The transcript has 2 exons. Bases 527 to 2128 code for a protein of 533 amino acids.